GUGGAUGCUAAAGAGUAGCCUGGUUUUUUAAAAGACAAGAUCCUUAAAAAAGCAGUGCUUUAAUAAAAAGAAGUAAAUAACAAUUUCUGGAACAUUAAUUUAUUAAUAGAUUAAAGUUAAAAGUUAAUAUUAGAAAACAUGUUUCAAAGUAUUCGAUGGGCUUUCAAUUGGAAGGAAUGGAAUCCUAGUGAGAAGGACUUUACUUAUGCUAUUUCUUGUAUACAAUUAGAAGAGAAAGAAAGAUUAGGCAAAUUUGUGUUUCGCAAAGAUGUUAGGGCUUCUCUUGUAGGCAGAUUAAUGAUGAGAAAAUUUGUUAAUGAAUAUGGACAUAUUCCAUAUUCCAAUAUAAUAUUUGUAAGAGAUGCAAAUAAUAAGCCUAUUUUAAAAAAUAUUUCUUCGAGUUUAAGUUUUAAUGUAUCCCAUCAGGGUGAUUAUACAGUUUUAGCAGGUGAAACAAAGAAUGUAAAAUUAGGAAUAGAUAUAAUGAAAUUUGAAUAUACUGGUGGUAAACAGUUAUCUGAAUUUUUCCGUAUAAUGAAUCGAAAUUUUUCAUCUUCAGAAUGGAAAGAGAUAAAAAAUUUAUCUUUAGACGAGUCCGAACAAAUCAAUAUGUUUUGUAGACAUUGGGCAUUAAAAGAAAGCUAUGUGAAAGCUUUAGGCAUCGGCAUUGUAAGUGAUCUUAGAACAUUUUCAUUUGAAACUAAUUCAAGAUUAUUUGAAAAUUCUGUAACGAUUGAUACAGUUUUAUAUAUAAACGGUAUAAAACAAGAUUGGUUGUUUGAGGAAACAUUGUUAAAUUCGCAUCAUUGUGUAGCUAUAGCAUUGCAAGAAAAUGGAAAAGUACUGAAAUCGCAAAAGAAAACAUUUGACAUUAUAAGCAAUGAUAAACUUUUAGUAAACACUGUUCCAUUGUUUCCACAAGACUUUGAAUAUACACAAAAAUAUUUUGAAAAAAAAGAAAAUUCAAAACUUUAGAUUUUAUAUAUUUUUUUUAUGAGUACAUUUAUAUACAUGAAAUAAAGAUGUACAGAUAUAACAUUUUUAUAUUAGUUAGUGAGUCUCUAAUAAAGAUAGUUAGAAAUA
Apis cerana (Asiatic honeybee) is the source of this 1083-nucleotide messenger RNA. RefSeq names its product L-aminoadipate-semialdehyde dehydrogenase-phosphopantetheinyl transferase. NCBI's taxonomy places the organism in Eukaryota, Metazoa, Arthropoda, Insecta, Hymenoptera, Apidae. Gene Ontology annotation, cellular component: cytosol. The record is from RefSeq and is a predicted model, not a curated record. Gene Ontology annotation, molecular function: magnesium ion binding; holo-[acyl-carrier-protein] synthase activity.